AUGAAGUGCCUCCCGCUCGCCCUGGGCCUGGCCCUCGUGUGUGGCCUCCAGGCCGCCACCGUCCCCCUGACCAUGGAAGGCCUAGACCUGCAGAAGGUGGCUGGGACAUGGCACUCCAUGGCCAUGGCGGCCAGCGACAUCUCCCUCCUGGACUCGGAGACCGCCCCGCUGAGAGUGUACGUCCAGGAGCUGAGACCCACGCCCCGGGACAACCUGGAGAUCAUUCUGCGCAAAUGGGAGGACAACAGGUGUGUUGAGAAGAAGGUCUUAGCAGAGAAAACGGAGUGUGCGGCCAAGUUCAACAUCAACUAUCUGGAUGAGAACGAGGUCAUCGUGCUGGACACCGACUACGAGAACUACCUGUUCUUCUGCCUGGAGAACACCGACGCCCCCGGGCAGAACCUCGUGUGCCAGUGCCUGACCAGGACCCUGAAGGCCGACAACGAGGUCAUGGAGAAAUUCGACAGAGCCCUCCAGACUCUGCCCGUGCACGUCCGCCUCUUCUUUGACCCGACCCAGGUGGCAGAGCAGUGCCGCGUCUAGGAGCAAGCAGACCUUUCGGUCCCCUCCUCCAGAAGGCAGACGUCUCCUUGUCCUCUCAAAGAGGAAGCCAGAGACCUGGUCCCGUCCCCUUCCUCCUUCCUGGUCCCUGUGCUUGGGGGCCGGGCACCUGCUCUCUGAGGAUUCUAAAUAAAGCCUCAUGACCUCU
Molecule: messenger RNA, 709 nt
Organism: Lynx canadensis (Canada lynx)
Lineage: Eukaryota; Metazoa; Chordata; Mammalia; Carnivora; Felidae
Product: beta-lactoglobulin-1
Exons: 7
Coding region: 1-543 (180 amino acids)
Molecular function (GO): small molecule binding
Source: RefSeq, a predicted model, not a curated record